CAGAGUGAUUUCCCCUUCAAUACAAUGGAGACAAGCAUGCCAAACCUUUUGGCCACUGGAUUCCUCCUUCAAACUUUCGCUGCUUCAAACCUUUUCUAUCGAUCUUAUCACUGUACUGAACCAAUCAUUCACUCAUCGAAUUCACCCCUUAUUCAGCUCUCGUUAUGGACAAGUAGGGACGAAAUAUUCAUCAAGGAAUUUUCACAGAUUUGAUCGGCAUUUGUUUGCUUCGUUAAUUUUUUACCUUUAACCAUCGAUCGCUAACAAAGUUAUUCUAAACACACAAACACACAUAUAUAUGCGUACAUAAAUAUAAAUAUAGAUGUACAAUGUCCGUAUCUGCUUUACAUUAUACCACAUAAACACACGUAUUGCAUCAUAUAAGCCUCUGUGGUUUUGAUUUACUUACGAAAGACUUUCAUUCGACCGAAAGUAAAUUCCCCAUCAAACUCAAAAUUACACAUUUUAUCCAAAAAAAACAAAAAAUCUCAGCUAAUAAUUUAUAAAUAUCGUCGAAUUUAUGUUAAUUCUCGACUGAUUUGCAUUUGUCAUUAUUUCUCGUUUGUAUUUUAUUAUUAUUUUAUUUUUUAAAUUCAAAGACAGACUCAGAAUACAUUUAUAUAUGUGUAUGAAUACACACACAAAUAUAUUUUUGUUUAAAAUUUAGCUACAAUGUCUUUACGAUGUGUCACCCCUACCGUGACCCUCACUCUACGAUGUCUCUGUGAUUUUCAGCUGUUUUUUCAUUCUGCCGGUGUAAACCGUUGGACUCGAACUUUCUCCUCUGUUGGACGUCUUUCCCUGUUAACACCUUGCCAAAAUGCCACUCGUCCGGUUGUUGAUUGCAAAAAGACACCUGAUAUUCAUGGUGUUAUGAAGAUUUGUGGCAGCUGUUAUCACAACUCUACCUCAGACAAGCGGAACAACAAUAUUGCGAAGGUCAAAAGCUCUGCAAUAUCGAAGCUUCGAAAAGACUGGAUGCCCUGCGGUAAAUACCAGGUGCAUGCUUGGUCCCUCUCGGGCCUGGAGACAAGUGUCGUGGUGCAGACGGUCGAAGACAAAAGUUUGUCGGUUGCCUUUGACAUCGGUUACGCCACCCGAGCGAGUGUUCGCUGUAAACAUGUUUUCAUAAGCCAUGGACAUUUAGACCAUGUGUCAGGACUGUUCCAGCAUGCAACUAAAAGGAAUUUGUACAACUGGACACCGGCCACCUACUACGUCCCUCCACACCUUGUUGUACCCUUGAAAGAGAUUGGAGAACAGAUGUAUUCUUUGUCCAACACACCACCUGUUCUGAAACAGCUGGACAUUCAACCAAUUGAGCAAGGCAAUAGUGUACAGAUAUCUUCUCAAUAUAUAGUCCGUCCAUUUGCCACGUACCACCGAGUGCUGAGCCAGGGUUACCUGGUUUAUCAUCGGACUCUGACGCCAAAGCCUCAUUUCAGACAUCUGAGCUCAAAACAAUUAACUGCUCUGGAAGCAGAGAAUAAGAAUCUGUCUCUUUAUGAUGUCCACUAUGUCCCCGAGGUGGCUUUUACAGGUGACACAACAUUUGAAGUGUUCCUGAUGAACCCACCACCUGACCUCUUGAAGGUCAAGUUGUUGAUAAUGGAAGCCACUUAUUUGGAAGGUUUCACCCCUGGCAUCAUCAGCAAAGCAAGACAACGUGGCCACACCCAUUUGUCAGAGAUCAUUGAACAUGCUUCCUUAUUCGACGACAUCAACCAUUUGCUCCUCAUCCACAUGUCUGACAAAUAUUCCGUUCAGUUUGCUACCGAUGCGGUCCAAUACCAGUUGCCUGGCAAAUUGAAGGAAAAAGUGCAAAUUGCAACAUUGGCAAAACAAAAGUUGUAACCCUAA
Messenger RNA from Octopus bimaculoides (California two-spot octopus), 1860 nucleotides. RefSeq lists its product as uncharacterized. The record is from RefSeq and is a predicted model, not a curated record. Lineage: Eukaryota; Metazoa; Mollusca; Cephalopoda; Octopoda; Octopodidae.